Messenger RNA from Arabidopsis lyrata subsp. lyrata, 1189 nucleotides. RefSeq names its product acyl-protein thioesterase 1. The record is from RefSeq and is a predicted model, not a curated record. Lineage: Eukaryota; Viridiplantae; Streptophyta; Magnoliopsida; Brassicales; Brassicaceae. Gene Ontology annotation, molecular function: hydrolase activity.
UAAUUACAAAUCCAAAUUUUAGUUUUUUUGUUUUUGUUCGCAGGAUUUUCUCACAAAGUUUGCAGGAUUUUUCUUCUUUUACAAUUUUGGAUUAUGCCUAAUGUUUCAGCUCUUCAGAAGACAAAUUACAAAACUUUAAGAGGAUUCAAUACACUUGAUCCAAAAAUGAGUUACUCUCGUCAAAGCAUGGGUUCUGGAAGUAGAAAUGCAAGGGGAUAUGAAUUUGGAAGGACUUAUGUUGUGAGGCCUAAGGGAAAGCAUCAAGCCACUCUAGUCUGGCUUCAUGGACUUGGUGACAAUGGGUCUAGCUCAUCUCAGCUCAUGGAAAGCUUGCAUCAUCUUCCAAAUAUAAAAUGGAUUUGUCCAACUGCUCCUUCGCGUCCUGUUACAAGUCUUGGUGGAUUUACCUGCACUGCUUGGUUUGACGUUGGGGAAAUUUCUGAAGAUGGUCAUGAUGAUUUGGAAGGUUUAGAUGCCUCAGCUUCGCAUAUUGCUAAUCUUUUGUCUGCUGAACCAGCAGAUGUUCAAGUGGGCAUAGGAGGUUUUAGCAUGGGAGCAGCAAUAUCUCUCUACUCCGCGACUUGUUAUGCUCUUGGACGUUAUGGAACUGGCCAUGCGUAUCCUUUAAACCUACGAGCUGUUGUAGGGCUUAGCGGCUGGCUUCCUGGUUGGAAGAGCUUAAUAAGGAGCAAAAUAGAAUGUUCAUAUGAGGCUGCAAGGCGUGCUGCGUCGUUACCAAUCAUCCUUACACAUGGGACAUCCGAUGAUGUGGUUCCUUAUAGGUUUGGAGAGAAAUCUGCGCAGUCUCUUGGCAUGGCUGGAUUUCGACAAGCCAUGUUCAAACCAUACGAAGGACUUGGUCACUAUACUGUUCCCAAAGAAAUGAAUGAGGUCGUUCACUGGCUCACAGCGAGGCUCGGGCUUGAGGGCUCGUGCUAAACUACAGUGCGAUGCAUCUAGCUAUAUAAACGAUAUGAUCAACCGUUAGAAGAAAGAAUAAAUGGGAAUGAAAAGGAAUUGGUGGAGAGCGUGAAAGAAAACUAGUGUAGACUUGAGAUAGUAUAAUGUAUAAUGGUUGGGUUUCUUGGGGUAUAUAUAGUUCAUGGUUCGUUAUUUUGUGAUUUAUUUUGUCGUUUGUUCUUUUGUCCAUGGUGGAUUCUUCGUCUUUAAUAAAGGGGUUUUAUAUUUA